AUGGUAUUGCUCUUAUUGCUUUGCUUGACAUCGAUAUGGUCAAAUAUAAUUGCUUUCAAUUUCACAGUAAUUUGUAUGCGCCAUAAAAAUUCCGAACCGAAUCGAAAUUUAAAAGAUGAAAGUGUUAAUGCACUGGAAAAUUAUAGUUCCAUUAAAAAUGCCAGCCAUAGUGCAUAUUUUACGCCAACUGAACGAACUUAUCUUACUUCAAUUGUUGCAGCUGCUGCGUUAAUCGCGAAUUUUCCUCUCUUGUAUCUAGUAAAUAAAUUCGGUGUUCGCGUUAUUUUUACCAUACUUGGAUUUAUCUCAGCCAUAUCGACCUGCCUGCUUCCUGUCGCUGCUUGUCAAAAUUUGUAUUUUCUACUUGCUACACCAAAUUUCAUUGUCAUAGGAGCAUUCACGUCAAGUUGGACUUAUUAUAAGCAGAAUGGUUUAUUUGUAAGUGUACUCGUAGCAUACGUUCAACUAUCUCCAGCUUUAACUAUGCCAGUAAGUGGCGCUCUUUGCUCGACAUCACUUGAUUGGCCAACUGUUCAUUACAUGCAUGGAAUAUUAUGCAUUAUUUUAUUCAUUAUAUUUGGAUUUUUUUACCGCAACAGUCCAUCGAAACAUCCGUUUGUAAGCGAACAUGAAAGAAAAAAGAUUGCAGUCGGAAAAACGGAGGCUUCAAAAGCUGAGAUCAAGAGGAUUCCGUAUAAAGCAAUUUUUCGUACGUGGUCUGUAUGGGCUGUCUGGAUUGCAGCUAUUGGUAAUUUCACAUGCGUCAAUAUGUUGUUUUUAUAUUCACCAACCUAUUUAUAUAGAGCUUUGAAUAUGGAAGUUACUAAAACAGGAUUUGCUGCUGCAUUGCCACCGCUUAUGCAAUUUUUGCUCAAAUUAUUCGCUGGAAUCACUUCUGAUAAGAUAAAAUUUCUGAAUGAAAGAAGUAAAUUAUGGUUGUUCAAUUCUAUCGCAUUUUUCGGCUGUGCUUUUUUCCUUCUCGUUCUUUCGUUCAUAAAUGCUUCUGGCAAAAACAUAGCCGUAUUUUGCUUGGGUGCUGCUGCCACAUGUUUAGGUCUUACAACAGGCGGUUUCUUCAAGGCUGCACCACUAAUUUCAAAGCAUUAUAGCCAUUUUGUGACUGGCAAUAUAUCUUUAGUGCCUUCAGUUGUCUCUGGAUUAGCGCCGAACAAUACUGUUUCUGAAUGGCGUCAGAUAUUCAUAGCAACUGCUGUGGUGCUUGUGGUCACUAAUAUUUUCUUCUGUAAGUCUUUGAAAUGUGAAAAUGCUUUCCUCUUUAAUCUUUCAUUUGGCUGA
Dracunculus medinensis (Guinea worm) is the source of this 1296-nucleotide messenger RNA. NCBI's taxonomy places the organism in Eukaryota, Metazoa, Nematoda, Chromadorea, Rhabditida, Dracunculidae. The record is from the annotation of a GenBank genome assembly.